AAUCGUGGCAUGUAUGAACGAAUCCUGAUUCACUGCAAAUGUGUAUUGUCAAAUUAACCAUGCUAAAAUAUAUAUUUGUGAUUGUAGAAAUUAACUGAAAGUAAUAGAACAUGGUGUCGAUAAUUAAAAAGCAAUUGUUGAAACAUUUGUCAAGGUUUACGAAGAAUUUAUCGGCUGAUAAAAUAAAUCUGAGUACAUUUAAAGGAGAAGGUGAACUAACUAAUUUAGAACUUGAUGAAAUAGUUUUAACAGAUUUAUUAGAGUUGCCAUCAUGGCUUAGGUUAACAAGUGCUUGGUGCAAUAAGGUAUCAUUUCGUAUACAAUGGACCAAGCUAAGAAGUGUUCCUAUUUUUUUGAGUUUGGAUGAAGUUCAUAUAGAAGUAGAAACAUGUGAAGAUUUGAGGGACUUAUCCUCUUCCCAAGGACUAUCUUCAUACACAGGUCCUGCAAAAUAUUCUUUUAUACAUAAAGUAAUUGAUGGUAUAACAGUGGCUGUUAAUACCGUAUCAGUUACAUUUAAAAGUCCUGCAUUUAUCGCUUCAGUUCAGAUGAAUCGGAUUAUUGUCGAGUCAAAAUCUGCAACAUGGCAACGUUGUGAUCUUAGAACGACUAGAGUUAAAGAUCCUGAUCGUGGACAGUUACUUAUUUUUAAAGAGCUAGAAUGGCAAACAGUUAGAAUAGAAGCACAAAGUACUAAGGAUAAGAAUCUUACACCAUUACGUUUACUUACAAAUCAAGCAAGAUGUCGGAUUACUAUUAAAAAAAGAAUAUCAGAUUGUUUUGUUAUGGGAUCAAGACUGAUUCUUAUAUUAGAUGACCUUUUAUGGGUUUUAACAGAUUCACAAUUGAAGGCAGCUCUCCAUUUUAUUGAUUCCUUGGGAGGCUUGAUAGAAAAAGCUACAAUUUUAGAACGUAAAACUAAAGCAGCUAGAAAGUUAGAGGUAUUGCCAGAAUAUCAAGCACAAAUAUCUCAGCAGUCAAGAACUAAAAAUCAAUAUAAUACUGCUAUUUCGAAAAUAUUUACUAGAUAUGAUGUGGUAGAAACAUCAUAUCACUUUCUUUGUCAAAGAAUUGAUUUACAUUUAUGUGAUGAUGCUGGCAAUGGCAGAUCUUCCCAUGCUGAUUUAAAAGAUGGUGGUGCGCUACAAAUUUCACUAAUUAGAUUUCAAAUCGAUUAUUAUCCAUAUCAUUUAGCAAUGGCUGACAGGAAACAUUGGGCCAAAUACAAAGAGAAUGCUACACCUCACAGCCAAUGGUUACAACAGUCACUAACUUCGUUUCGGAGUCAGUUUAUGGAUCUUAUUGAUUCUGGUAGAACACAGCAUUCUCCUUUAUCUAGAAGUCAAGGAAAUGUUACAGUUAACAAUACAAAGGGUUCAGGAGAAAACUUAGAAAAAGGCAAUCAAAUUCAAAAUACAAAUGCAAGCUCGAACGAACAAAAAAAAUCGCAACAUCCCAGCGGCAAUCCUGUCAAAAAUUAUAUUUUGGAACAGCUUGCCAAAUUAAUGACAACGUGUAUUAUAAUUAGAAUUGACGACUUUACCUUGUACAAAGUAACUACCACAUCUCGUAAUCCUGUACCAAAAGAAUUUGUUACAGGUGACAGAGACAAGUUUUGUCUUCCAGAAGAUGUAACAAUUCUUCAUGCUGAAUUUACGUAUUAUUAUUAUCCUGGAGAUAUCACGUUUCCAUUGCCGCCACCUAAGUUUUAUGUACAGCUGAAUCCUAUUCAAGUAAAUUUUGACGUUUGUUCGUGCUUAUGGUUCAAUUCUUUUGCAUUAAACUUAUACCAUUCUUUAAUAAGUAAAGAUAAACAAGCAACACAUACUUCCACUAAUUUAAUGUACUUUGAUGUGAAAAUUGAAGCUAUACUUCCAAGAGUAGUUUUUGAAAGUCAUCAGGAUUAUCCUAAUCAGAAGGAUAGGCCAAAGUCUUUGCAUAUCCAGACUUCAAGAGCAUCAAUAACAAAUGUUCGAUCAACGGAAAGAUCUUCAAGAGCGGAUCUAGCACAGUGUUUAAAUGCUUUCCAAAUGGGUCAGAUGUUUUUUGGUACAGAAUUUCCAAACAAGUCAGAUGAUUUUCACGUCGUAACAGAUAAAUUUUUAGCACAUUGUGCAGGUACGGAUAAUAUUCGAUACCCACCACCUAAUUUUAGUAGUAAUUCUGUAACUGAAUUAACUCGUCAAUUGCAUCGAGAGCUUCUAUGGACGGAAGCUAAAGAUGUAUGGUGUUGCAAUUUAGAGCCUGUUUGGGGAGAUUUUCUUGGUGCUCGUGCGGUUGGACAGAAUCGUCCAGUACCGUUUCUCGAUGCAUUUCCUUUAACUUUGUGGUGCUAUAUGUCAAUGGAUCCAUCAGAUUUGUUAACAAAAAAAUCUUCAACUGCUGAUAUUCAUGGUCUUGUAUACAUAAGCAAUUUAGUUAGCGUGCAGAUCAAUCAUUACCAAUAUCUGUUUUUAUUAAGACUGUCGGAAGUUUUAUCAGAGAUGGCAACGUAUUUAACCAUAGAUUCGAAUAAAAUAUUAAAAGUUGAUGCUGGAGGUUCACUCGUUAUUGGCGCACUGAUACCCCAAGUAGAAGUAACUUUUGUCAUGCCAUCGCAUACUCCUGGAAAAGAAAAUUCUGGAGGAGAUUUAGAGUCAGUUAUGCCAGAUUCAUCUAGUAUAGCCGAUGACAUUGCAACUUCAUCUGCUCCAUGGCAGAAUAAUACAGAUCGAGUUGAUUUUAAUAGAAAAAAGAUUAAUAUAAGUACUGAAGUAGCGACACCGCAAAGUGAAGUAUCAUCAAUGUUGUCCAUGGAUUUUAUGCAUCCUGUUAAUACGUCUCAAACUGUUGUAACAUUUAAACAGAAUGGAACAAAUAAACACGAUCAACAAAUAUUAACAAACACAACGCAUGAUAAGCAAUGUGUUGGAAUAGAAGAAGAAAAAGCAUUACCUACUUUGCGAUAUGCGGCUGAUACUACACAUAAACAUAGUAAAGGAGACUCUUCAGCAAAUGCACCGUUCAUCCCUAAUAAUUUCAAUGUUGGACUGUCUUCUAUGAAAAAAGGAUUAAGUAACUUAAUGAAUUCUAUUGAUUCAGCUUUAAAAGCUUCCCCAGAAGAUGGUAGUAGUGAUACUGUAUCAAUACGAAGCGAUGUUAGUUCUGAUAGUGAGAAUUAUGUCUUAAUUAGUCUUCAAGAUCAAGAAAAAUUGGAUGCGAUGUUUUCUGUUGAUAAUACACUUAGAGUAACAGCAGUAGAAGAAGCUAGUGAAGUAGUUGAAGAAACUCCUGAUACUCAAAGUGAGAAAUCUAUGGAUAGUGUAUGUAAACGAAAGGAUAUUGUAUCUAUGGCAACAUUCAAAUUAUCUAAAGUUGAAUUUGUUCAGCAAUCUUAUGGAUACACAACUUCCAUUAAAGUUCAAGUUUCAAAUAUUGGUAACGAUGAAUGUUCAUCUAUUCCAUGGGAUGAGUUUCAGGUCAAAAGGAAGACAAAAUUCAGUGCACGAUCUAGAGGUUGGGUUGAAUUGUCCUCAGAUUCUAACUGUAGAUCAUGCAUUAAAAUACGUUUGGAUCAUGAUUUAAAAAGAAAAUCGGAUGCUUGGAAGCUGUCUCAAGCGAGUCAAAAUGUGAAUAAUAAAAAUACACGCUCAUCUCAAAAUCAAAAUAAUAUUGCUGAACAAGAAGUAGAAACUUGCAGUAUUGAUGUGCAUAAUAAAGAAAGUGUUUUGGAUUUAUUUGAAGAUAAGUUGGAAGUUAAUGUUACUGACAUAACAUUGGCCUUGUCAAUGAGUUCAAUAACUGGACUUACAGAUCUAAUUGAAGAUGAAAUUAUACCUAAACCAAUACCAUUACAGAUAUAUUUAGAGAGUAUAUCAUUGCGUUUAAAUGAAGAUCGUCCUCCUAACAAUAUAACUUCACCAGGACCAAUCCCUAUCGAUUUGAAUAUUUCAAAACUCAGGAUAAUACGAGAUGCAGAUGGUGUUUUUCAUAUCGAACCAGUUGUCAACAUACUGAACAGAAGUAAUUCUCUCAUGACACUGUCAGAGAUUGAUACUCAAACAAUCCAAAGCAUAGAUUAUGAAAAGGAACUCCACAUUUUGAGACAAUCCAGUAAACAGUUAAGAGCAGACAAUGAAGGCCUUCGACGUCGUCUUGAUACUCUCGAAAAAAUAUCAGAAGAAAAUGCAAAAUUAAUGCGUAUAAAAGAAGAAUCUGACACAACAAAAUUACAUUUAAGUGCUGCGCAGGAAGAUAUACAAAUACUUUUAAGGGAAAAGAAAGCCCUGCAGGAAACAGUUACAGAACUUCAAAAUCAAAUGUUUGCAAGUGGUGCAGCCAGUGGUACCCGUGCAUCUUGGUCAUCAAAAAGAUAGCAUACUAGUUGUUUUGAUUGUUCUAAAUGUUGUAGUUCGUAUAAGUCAUAAUAAUAAUUUUUAUAAUUUCACGGUAAUUUUGAUUUUAUCGUCAGUGAAAAUAUACAUUGAAAUAAUUAAAUUGAUGCAUAUUGACGUUUAUAUUAUUUGAAUUUAAUCUGAAAUUUUUGUUGACAAAAGUUUAGUAUUUAGGACAAUAUCAAUUAGAGAUGUGAUGUAUCAAUGAAGAACUUGUUAUUCAGAAAUCUAUUAGGUUUGGGUUUAUAUGAGGUGAAACAUCUGUAAGUUGAAUGAUAAAAUGACGAGGGACAAGGAAACAUAUUUAGGUUGGUUAGGUUAAGUUAGAUUUGGUUUCAACAGCUUUGACCUCCAAUAAUGGAUUUUCUUAGUGAUACAUUUUCUAUUGAUAUACCACACCCGCUACUGGGUAUGUGCUAGAUACUAAAUUACAAUUUUUUUUGUUGAUAUUCAUUUUAUGCAAAAUUUUAAGUUUGAUUUUGCUUUGUAGACCAUUUUGUGUAUUAUAAUUAUGUUAAUUUUUACUAUUUAGUUCUGUUUCUGCAAGAUACAAAUAUAUGAGAUAUACUGCAUCUUAAUAUGAGCAAGUACAAGGCGAUAAAUAGUGGCAAUAGUAGACAAUGUUUAGUAUCUUCAUUAAUAAAUCAGGAUAAAAUUGGCAAAAUGGAAAUUUUUAGUACAUAUAUGUGUAUUUGCGGUAAUGUGUAUGUUUAAAAAUGAUGUAUAUACAAGUACGUUACAAAUGCAUAUAUAUGCAUAUUUGUUGCAUAUAUAAAUCAAUACGUACAUAAUAUAAUUAAUAGUAUGCUAGUCAAAAUAUUGCAAUAUAUGUUUGGUUUUAUAGCAGUGAUUGUUAUCUAGUAUACAUGGACAAGAAAUUGGAUAUAAAUUUUUUACAAGUGUUUUCGUUUUACAUGUCGUAAAUGUUAUGACGAUUUUCAUAAACAACUUCUAAUCUAAUGGAAAAGUAUACAUUGUAAUAAAUGUGAGAUAUUAACGAAUAUGGAAUGAUGGUUUGUUGAAGCCUACAUGUAGAUUGUCUAGCUUAAAACUAAUUGAAGUAGCAUUAAUAGUAUUUAUAAAUAUUUCAAUAUUAUAUUUCAUGAUUUUAUAAACUAUGAAGAUAGUAAACAUUACUUUAAUGUGAUACAUGGUGAUAAUAUGGAAUGUUUCGAUAAGACUGUAAAAUCAACAUUAUAUUAUUUCCUGUAUUGCCAUAAAAUAUAUUGAUGGACAUUUACAAUCUUAUCUUAUGACUGGAUACUAUUGAAUUACAUUAAAACAAAGUUAUAAUAUAAUGAUGUACUACAUUUAAUGAACAAAUGAUUUCAUUGUAACGCAACAUUGUGAUAUCUUGAUGUUUCGCCAUUAGUUUAUCAUUGUAAAUUUAGUUUUAAAUAUGGGUUGCUGGCCAAUCAUCUUGUUACAAAACUGUGAGGUAUUUUUAUAGCACGUAUUGAAAGAAAAGGAAAUUAGGUUUCUUUAAUGAUGCAAAAUUCUUUUUGUAGAUCAGCUUUUUCUACUAAAAAUUGACACCAUUUGUUUGAAAAGAAAUAAUAGGUGGCAUUAGAAAAGACUUACUUUUUAUCUGUUAUAUAGAGCAAAUUAUCUUGAUCAUUUUCUUUGAGAUCAUUCUUUAAAAUUUAAGGAAUUUACUUAUGACAAAAUUACAUUUAUGUUUAAAUA
Messenger RNA from Megachile rotundata (alfalfa leafcutting bee), 6059 nucleotides. Its product is annotated as bridge-like lipid transfer protein family member 3B. The record is from RefSeq and is a predicted model, not a curated record. Lineage: Eukaryota; Metazoa; Arthropoda; Insecta; Hymenoptera; Megachilidae.